AUGACGACGGCGCCUACCCCAGCACAAAAGACGCUGCUUGUCGGCUCGCUUGCCGCGGCGAAAGGCGGCGAAUACCAGGCGGCGGUCCAGGAUCUCGAGGCGCAGAGCAGUGUGCUCGAGACCGAGAUGGUGGACCGCAUCACGGAUAUGGCAUAUAACCCCCCCGCAUCUGCGUUUGAUGCCGCGUACGUCAUGGCACCGUACGGCGAGGUCGCGUGGGCGACGCUCCUCGGCAAGCUGCACUCCGCGCUCGCGCCUGGCGCGCAGCUCUCUGUGACGCUCUUUGACACGGCCGACGCGCAAAGCGCCGAGUCCAAAAUCCAGGCGGAGCUUGCGAUUGCGGGAUUCAGCGACAGCCGUGCGGACGGUGGCAAGCUGCGCGCGACGCGUCCCGCCGCCGCUGCCGUCUCGCUUGCGAACGGUACGAGUGGGUCGAGUGCGCUCCCCCUGCGCCGCAAGACGGGCGCGAUGCCGAACGGCACACAGCAAAAGAAGGCGUCGCUGUGGGCGACGCAGCCCGAGACGACCAUGAACCCCGAGUCGCUCCUCGCCGGUGUCCAGACCGGCGCACGCAAGCGCGAGGACUGCACGGUGGACUUGAGCGUCCCCCCCGCGCGGCGGAAGCGUGCGUGCAAGGGCUGCACCUGUGGACUACGAGAGCUGCAGGACGAGGAGGAGGCCGGCCGCUCGGUCGUCCAGCUGGACGGUGGCGAGCUGGGUGGCGAGCGCUCCGAGGUCGAGACCACCGUCACCGGCCCUGACGGCAAGCCGCGCACUGUGAAGCGUGUCCAGGUCGACACGCGCGGCGCGACGAGCAGCUGCGGCAGCUGCUUCCUGGGCGACGCAUUCCGGUGCAGCUCCUGCCCCUAUCUGGGUCUCCCCGCCUUUGAGCCGGGUCAAAAGGUCGAAAUCCCAAUCUCUAUGGACGACGAUGUUUAG
Messenger RNA from Malassezia japonica, 939 nucleotides. RefSeq names its product electron carrier (gene DRE2). Bases 1 to 939 code for a protein of 312 amino acids. Gene Ontology annotation, cellular component: cytoplasm. Lineage: Eukaryota; Fungi; Basidiomycota; Malasseziomycetes; Malasseziales; Malasseziaceae. The record is from RefSeq and is a predicted model, not a curated record. Gene Ontology annotation, biological process: iron-sulfur cluster assembly. Gene Ontology annotation, molecular function: iron-sulfur cluster binding. The transcript has 2 exons.